Molecule: messenger RNA, 944 nt
Organism: Sapajus apella (tufted capuchin)
Lineage: Eukaryota; Metazoa; Chordata; Mammalia; Primates; Cebidae
Gene: TEX47
Product: testis expressed 47
Exons: 1
Coding region: 106-867 (253 amino acids)
Source: RefSeq, a predicted model, not a curated record
GAAGAAAUAAAAACAAGAGUUCAUCACUAAAGAGGUAUGCCGACAGCAUAAAUCUCAUGAUUAGCUAAAAACUGGAAUCAUCUGGAAAAAUAAACAAGACUCAUCAUGUCCUUUUCUGUCCAUAACCAGAAGGGCAGCAAAAGGCCUUUGCCACUGGAGCCUCUUCUUUUGCCCCAAGUUCCACGUAGCAAUUACCUGCACUUUCAAGAGGAGAAACAACGACUACACCUCAAGAAAUUCCUUAUUCAUAGGAUGUUUCUAGUGGCCAAGAUACAAGCAAAUGUAGACAAAAAAGAUAUUGCUGACUACUAUGAGCAAGUGUUUCAGUCAGUUUUGAAAUAUCACCUAGGAGAAGCAGUGACAGGAUUACUGCUCAUAUAUCCUACCUCCAUUCUGCAUAUCCUCGAGUCCUCCAGUGGCACACUCUACCAAAUUCUUUUAGAUUAUAUUGGCCAUGAAAAAGAUGAAACAAAAUUUUUUAUUCAAAAAAUGAAAAUUAUAGUCAUUUCUCAUAACAUCCCAACGAGGCUUUUUAUGCAAUGGCAUGUUUCAGUGAUAAAAGUGCCAGUUAUGUAUCUCGAUGAUGUGACACAGUCACAAACCUUAAAAGAGGUCAUCACAGAUUUUCUCAUACAAACUCAUAAACUGUCAAUUCACCUUUGUAAGACUGUUAAAGUGGGCACUAAAGGACCAGGUGAUAACUUACACCAAACUGCAGCUGACCUACUUCUCCCAGAACAAAUCAUAAAGUACCUAUGCAAAUCCGAAGAAUUCAUGGACCCAGCAACAUUUAUAAACAUGUAUAACAGACCCAUACACAUCACUCUGGAUUCUGAGGUGGUGUGGCCUGCUCCUUCACGUUUCUAGGAUUAAGAGCAAUAAUGUGCUUAUGUCUCUUAAGGAAUUUGUGCUACUUAAAUAGAAAGAAAAUAUUUUUAAAGUUA